Exophiala viscosa is the source of this 978-nucleotide messenger RNA. RefSeq lists its product as uncharacterized. Bases 110 to 871 code for a protein of 253 amino acids. NCBI's taxonomy places the organism in Eukaryota, Fungi, Ascomycota, Eurotiomycetes, Chaetothyriales, Herpotrichiellaceae. Gene Ontology annotation, molecular function: FMN binding. The record is from RefSeq and is a predicted model, not a curated record. The transcript is spliced from 2 exons.
CACGAAGGAAGACUCUCCUCCCUCGACGCAACACUCCCACCUUGAUACAAUAUUGACGUUUUGUCACCAACUAAGCUACUGUACGGCGCUACAACUAUCAAGCACAAUCAUGUUCUACGAACCUGGCAAGACCGAGCACAACCUACCACAUGACCCGUUCAAGGCCUGCGUCGUCCCCAGACCAAUAGGCUGGAUAAGCACAGUAUCUCCUCCGCGCUCCAAGGAAGCCGCAACCACAAAUGGGGUCGUUGGUCCCGAACGUGCGGCAAAUCUAGCACCCUACUCCCAAUUCAACAAUCUAACUUUCGACCCUCCCUACGUAAUGUUCUCUGCCAACCAAACCCCCAGCAACCAACAAAAGGACACGGUCCGCAAUGCCGAAGCAACAGGCGUCUUCUGCUGGCAAAUCGCCACUUGGGACCUCCGCGAAGCCGUCAACAAGUGUGCAGAGUAUUUACCGUAUGGUGUCGACGAAUUCGAGCGCGCCGGGCUAGAGAAAACGUGGUCCAAAGUGCUCAAAACUCCUGUACCCAUGGUGGCACAGAGUCCCGUGCGUUUCGAGUGCGAAUACUAUACUACCGUGCGUCUACCUGGAAACCCACCCAUGGGAACCGUCGAUGUUGUCAUAGGCAAAGUGGUCGGCAUUCACAUCGACGAAAGUGUCUUGACCCAUGGCAAAAUCGACAUCAGCAAAACCCAACCUAUAGCUCGUUGUGGUUAUUACGACUACGCGGUCAUUCGCGAGACCUUCGAAAUGGUCGUCCCAGGAGACCCUUCUAUCUUAUUCGGUUUGGAAGGAAACGUCAAGAAGCACAAGGAGUUCAAGAAUGCUUCAGAAGCAACGGGUGUGGAUGGUACCGGACCUCCUUGAAUGUUCUGCUAUCCAUGCUAUCUGUAUACAUGCUUGUCAAGCUCUACCAAUGCUCGUCAAUAAUUCUCUCUGAGUCAGUCCAGCUGAUCGAGGAGUUUCCUGUUUCC